Dendrobium catenatum is the source of this 1769-nucleotide messenger RNA. Its product is annotated as NAC domain-containing protein 53. Gene Ontology annotation, molecular function: DNA binding. The transcript has 6 exons. Gene Ontology annotation, biological process: regulation of DNA-templated transcription. NCBI's taxonomy places the organism in Eukaryota, Viridiplantae, Streptophyta, Magnoliopsida, Asparagales, Orchidaceae. The record is from RefSeq and is a predicted model, not a curated record. Bases 174 to 1313 code for a protein of 379 amino acids.
AAGAUAAAUAAAUGCGGACAAUGUCACUUCGUUAGUAGCUCCUCUCUCCAAAUUUGGAUUUGGGGCUGCGGAAACAGCUUAGGGCGGCGGCUCUCUGCAAGCGGUGAGCGAGCACGGUGGAGGGGAGUGAGGAGUUAAAGCACUUCGACGCUUUAGUUGCGACAGAGGCAGCGAUGUGCCCGCCGGCUUCCAUCUCUCAUCGACUUGAUAUUAAUGUCAGCUCUACAGAUGAAGAGGUCUUGCUGUUUUUGGGGGAAAGGAAAGCUGGGGAUCCUAUUCCUUCCAACAUUAUCACUGAAGUAAACCCAUUUAGCGUUCGACCUUGGGAUUCACCAGAGGGCAAGUGGUAUUUGUACCAUUUUGAAGAUGAAUGUUCUUCAAAUCAACGGAACACAUUUCAAGCAAUACAAAUUGGAUACUGGAGGUCCAUGGCUUAUCGUACAAUAUACACAGACAAUGUAGCCGCUGGUAGAAAAACCACAUGGGAAUUCUAUAUAGGCCAAGAACCACUAGGAAAUAGAACAGGCUGGUUGAUGUAUGAUUAUCAGAGAACCCAUAAGGAAUGUCAAGGACUUAAUGCUGCGCAGGACUGUAGCUCAAUGUGUAGGGUAUUCUUGCAAGAAGACCAGAGGGCAAUUAUUGGUGAUCAAAAGCCCCCAGAUACGGAGCACUGCAGCCCUGUGAGUUCAGAUAAUGCUGAUGGUGUGAACGCAGAGUCUAUGCUGUUACGUUUUCUAGAACAAGAAGAAAUAAACUCUCCAACUAAUACUGCAAACCAAUCUGAGGUUGCUGCACCCGAGCAGAGGCACGACGGAAGCAGCCCGGAUCUUCUAACCAGUGAUUCUGCUGGAGAUUUGAAUGCAUAUGUUGAAAAGGGGGAGUACCUGGAACUAGAAGACCUGUAUGAUCUAGAAUCAACUUCAUCCAGCUCAGAUGAUUCCAGCCUCAUAUCUAGCAAUUCAGACGAUCGUUUUGACGCUGAAGCCUUGUUGAGGGACCUUAAGAAUGAAAGCUGCAGGAACAUUAAGGGUUCAAACACGAUCAACAAUAGCCAUUCAGAGGACGAUGAACCCAGGCUUGCCAAUUCAUCUCCGCCCCCGCCCCUGCCCCAUGAAUGCUCACCAAAAACCUCCAGCCCAGUCUAUAAAUCCAAUCCCACUACAUCUGUAUCAGUUUCUUGUCUUCGCGGUCAUCCGAAAAGAACUCAUUCAGGGAGUUCACAGAGCAGCAGCAGUUCAAAUGGAUCAGGAUCAAAGUCUGUUCGAAGGAUUUCAAAGCUUGGGAAGAAAUACUGCUGCUUUGGACCAUUCUAGCCAAGCUUUUAUGCUUGCUAAUUCAUGGUAGGCUUUCAGUAAAUUAAAUAAUGAAAAUGCAGAUGGCUAUGAUUCUCAGUUAGGGAAUGGCACUCCUGGUGCUGUUCCACUUAGAGGAAAUGGAUAUACAGUUUCUGCUCACUAUAGAAAAUUGCGACACAUUUUGAUGAACUAGUAAAUUUGUAAUUAGAAGAACCAUUCGAUUGUAUAAGGAUUGUUAGGUUUGUCUGUUAAUUAUUGUUUGAUAUGUAUGCAAGAGAAAAAGCCCUUGCUGUCACUACCGAAAAAGAAGAAGAAAAAAGAUAGCAUAUUUUGUGGUAAAUGGUAAUUUUCAUUGCCAUUUUUAUUAGUGCAGUUCUGUAUUUUCAUCAGUUAUGUUUAUAUAUUAAAGGAUGUUAAGGCAUACCAGUGAACUUUUUCUUGCUAAAUGUUAUGUAUUUUAUGCCAUUGUUGUAA